AAGGAGGGGGCCCCAUUUUCCCAGCUGAGGUAUCAAGGGCAGACAUCACAUAGGUCGCUACUGACACUUCUUCAGAAUGCAGGAGUGACGCCACAGCGCCCUGAGCCCGCUGCCCACCAUCUUGUGGCACCUCCUGUGUCUCCUUUAUUGCCGUAUUAUCGGACAGUUCAGAUGUUCUUUGGCCCCGAGAUGGAACGAGGUAUACUGGGGCGUCCUGUGGGGGCGGUACCCUCUGCUCGUGGUGUGCUGAGGUGUCCUGCGGGGGCGGUACCCUCUGCUCAUGCUGUGUGCCCAUGGUGUGCUGAGGCGUCCUGCGGGGGCGGUACCCUCUGUUCAGCCGUGUGCUCAUGGUGUGCUGAGGUGUCCUGCGGGGGCGGUACCCUCUGUUCAGCCGUGUGCCCAUGGUGUGCCGGGGCAUCCUGCGGAGGCGGUACCCCCUGCUCAGCCGUGUGUGCCCAUGGUAUGCUGGGACGCCCUGCGGGGGCGGUACCCUCUGUGCAGCCAUCUGCUCUGAGGUUACCUCGCCCGUGA
This is a messenger RNA of Staurois parvus, 531 nucleotides long. The record is from the annotation of a GenBank genome assembly. NCBI's taxonomy places the organism in Eukaryota, Metazoa, Chordata, Amphibia, Anura, Ranidae.